Messenger RNA from Oenanthe melanoleuca, 1093 nucleotides. RefSeq names its product sulfatase modifying factor 2 (gene SUMF2). Lineage: Eukaryota; Metazoa; Chordata; Aves; Passeriformes; Muscicapidae. The transcript has 9 exons. The record is from RefSeq and is a predicted model, not a curated record. Bases 52 to 978 code for a protein of 308 amino acids. Gene Ontology annotation, cellular component: endoplasmic reticulum.
AAGCGCUCCCGGUUCCCGCAGCACCUCCGGGUCGGGUCCGGCGGCUCCGGGAUGGGCAUGGGAACGGCGGCGGGGCUGCUGCUGCUGUGCUGCGGGGUGCUGGCGCUGGCAGACGAUGGCAGCAUGGUGCAGCUGCCCGGAGGCUCCUUCCGGAUGGGAUCCGGCUCCCUGCAGAGCAGCGGCGAGGAGGGACCCGCCAGGGAGGUGACACUGAAGCCGUUCGCUCUGGACAAACACCCGGUGACAAACAGGGACUUCAGGGAGUUUGUUAGAGAAAAGAAAUACAAAACAGAAGCAGAAUCAUUUGGCUGGAGCUUUGUCUUUGAGGAUUUCGUAUCUGAAGAGCUGAAAAAAAAGGUCACCCAAAAACUGGAGUCAGCCCCGUGGUGGCUGCCCAUUGAGAAGGCAUUUUGGAGACAGCCCUCAGGCCCUGGCUCCAGCAUCAAGGACAGGCUGGAUUACCCAGUGCUGCACGUGAGCUGGAACGAUGCUCAGGCCUUCUGUGCCUGGAAAGGGAAGCGGCUCCCGUCGGAGGAGGAGUGGGAAUUUGCUGCCAGGGGAGGACUGGAACAAAGGAUGUAUCCUUGGGGAAACAAGUUCCAGCCAAACCGUACAAACCUGUGGCAGGGUGCCUUCCCUCGGGGGGACACGGCUGAGGACGGCUACCACGGCGUCUCCCCGGUGACAGCCUUCCCUGCCCAGAACAGCUACGGGCUCUAUGACCUGCUGGGAAACACCUGGGAAUGGACAGCAUCAGAAUUCCUGACUCCAGGAAGGGCACCCAGGGCUCAGAACAUGCAGGUGCUGAGAGGAGCCUCGUGGAUUGACACUGCAGAUGGCUCUGCAAACCACAGAGCACGUGUCACCACCAGGAUGGGGAACACAGCAGACUCUGCCUCUGACAACCUCAGCUUCCGCUGCGCUGCCGACAUCCCGCCCGUGGCAGCCUGGAGCAGCCAGAGCAAACCCGAGCUCUGAGCUCACCAGGAACACCUCAGACAUUUUCUCCUGUGGAGAUCAACAGUAACCCCCAGCUGCCACUUCCAUUAAACCCCAGUUGUUUUUCAAAUUAAAAAUUAUUUCAACCUUUUCA